This is a messenger RNA of Oncorhynchus keta (chum salmon), 805 nucleotides long. Its product is annotated as lysine-specific demethylase 4C-like. Gene Ontology annotation, biological process: chromatin remodeling. The coding region runs from base 181 to 699 and encodes 172 amino acids. NCBI's taxonomy places the organism in Eukaryota, Metazoa, Chordata, Actinopteri, Salmoniformes, Salmonidae. Gene Ontology annotation, cellular component: nucleus. The transcript has 5 exons. The record is from RefSeq and is a predicted model, not a curated record. Gene Ontology annotation, molecular function: histone H3K36 demethylase activity; histone H3K9 demethylase activity.
GUCAACUACACCACCGGUCUGAAAUCUGCUUUAUCGACCCAGACAGAAGAACAAGUCGCUGUUUGACCAGCUGUUGUAUGAAAACAGCUGGGCGAUCAGGGCGAGAAGAGAUAAACAACCAUUACAACGAAACACACAUUUUUCAUACACCAAAAGGCUUCCCCUGUGUGAGCAGGCAGGAUGGCAGGGGCGGAGGUCUACGGCCCCGUUAACCCGUCCUGCAAGAUCAUGACCUUCAGGCCCACCGUGGAGGAGUUCAGAGACUUCAACCGGUACCUGGCCCACAUGGAGGCCCAGGGGGCGCACCGUGCUGGCCUCGCCAAGGUGAUUCCUCCUAAGGGCUGGCGUCCUCGGUGUAGCUAUGAUGAUAUUGAUGACCUGGUGAUCCACGCCCCUAUCCAGCAGAUGGUUGCUGGCCAGUCAGGCCUGUUCACUCAGUUCAACAUCCAGAAGAAACCGCUCAGCGUCAAGGAGUUCAGACGCCUCGCCAACAGUGACAAAUAUUGUACUCCCCGCUACCUGAACUAUGAGGACCUGGAGAGGAAGUACUGGAAGAACCUGACCUUCGUAUCUCCCAUAUAUGGAGCUGACGUCCCCGGGAGCCUCUAUGACGAGGGUAUAGAGGAGUGGAACAUCGGCCACCUCAACUCCAUCCUGGAUGUGAUAGAAGAGGACUGUGGUGUUUCUAUCCAGGGGUGAACACACCCUACCUGUACUUCGGCAUGUGGAAGACCAGCUUCUCCUGGCACACUGAAGACAUGGACCUUUAUAGCAUCAACUACCUGCACUUUGGAGAGCCCAAGUC